Molecule: messenger RNA, 978 nt
Organism: Ceratosolen solmsi marchali
Lineage: Eukaryota; Metazoa; Arthropoda; Insecta; Hymenoptera; Agaonidae
Gene: jhamt
Product: juvenile hormone acid methyltransferase
Exons: 5
Coding region: 78-929 (283 amino acids)
Source: RefSeq, a predicted model, not a curated record
CCAUCCGACUUGUCAUAAGAGAUCGGCGUCUCAUCUGCUCGACAUCACUGUGACUUCUCUUUAUCUUGCCGUCGCAAAUGAAUGAGGUAAAGGAAUACUUAGAGGCGCACGAAUUGCAGACGCGUGACGCUGCAGAUAUCAUCGAGGAAUUUGGUGAUGAGAUCAAUACAAUGCAUGGCAAGUGCAUCGAUAUCGGUUGUGGUCCGGCCUCUGUUACACGGGAGCUUUUCAUGCAGAAACUGCCUGCUGAUGCGACCGUCAUCGGUAGUGAUAUAUCCAAAAAAAUGAUCGACUAUGCAAAAGUUACGCAUGCUGACGAAAAGCGACUUUCAUUUAUUGAAUUCAAUAUUGAAGUAGAAAAUCUUCCCUCAAAUUUAAUAAAUACGUACGAUAAUGCCGUUUCAUUCUAUUGCUUACAUUGGUGUCAAAAUACUAGGAAAGCGUUUGAAAAUAUUUAUAAGCUUUUACGCCCCGGAGGAAAGGGUUUGGUAUUAUUUUUAGCUCAUAAUACUGGAUUCGAUGGUUAUUUGCAACUGUAUGAUGAUGUACAAUACAAACCUUACAUGAAGGAUGUCUCUAAGUAUAUACCUUACUUUCAACACUGCGAUAAUCCAAGGGCUACGUUAAAAAAAAUUUUAGAAGAAUCUGGUUUUGAGGUCUUACAUUGCAGUUUUCGUGAAAAAACAUUUAUAUUCAAAAAUUUGCAAAUACUGAAAACUGAAUGUUUUAUAGAACACGUACAUGCUGUUAAUCCUUUUAUUCAGCGAAUGCCUGAUGAUACAAAGAAACGAUUUAAGAAUGAUCUCUUAUACGAAAUAGUUAGUAGAAAAAUUUCAUUCGUCACCAAAGACAAGGAAUUGAAAGAAGAGCGCAAGAUACUCGAUAGAUAUUAUGUAUUAAUAGCUUACGUUAAGAAACCAACUAUCUAAACUUCAGAAAAAAUGAAUAAUUUAAAUAAUAAAUGGUGUUUAUGUAUUA